This is a messenger RNA of Phragmites australis (common reed), 2157 nucleotides long. RefSeq names its product dihydrolipoyllysine-residue acetyltransferase component 2 of pyruvate dehydrogenase complex, mitochondrial-like. Gene Ontology annotation, cellular component: pyruvate dehydrogenase complex. Gene Ontology annotation, molecular function: dihydrolipoyllysine-residue acetyltransferase activity. Bases 138 to 1790 code for a protein of 550 amino acids. The transcript has 20 exons. Gene Ontology annotation, biological process: pyruvate decarboxylation to acetyl-CoA. Lineage: Eukaryota; Viridiplantae; Streptophyta; Magnoliopsida; Poales; Poaceae. The record is from RefSeq and is a predicted model, not a curated record.
UAUUUGUUGAUUAAUUCAUCCCACCCCAUUUGCCCCUUCUGGGGACCUAAACUAAACAGACGCAGGCACACACCAAUCUCCAUCUCCUCCGAUCUCCCCCCUCCGGAAACCCUAGACCACUCCCGACUCCGAUCGCCAUGUCCGCCGCUCAACUUCUACGCCACUCCCGCAAGCUGCGGAGUUUGCAGAAUGCUAUAGAUUGUGAGCGUUCUAGUCUUGCCCGGUGCUUCUCUAGUGGUUCCGGCUCCUUUCUCGUGAAGGAAAAUGUUGGAGAAGGGAGAUGCUCUCUUUCAGGUGUUGGAAAAAGAACUGGCGGCGCCAAUUUUUCCCAAUACAACAAACCCAUGAAAGAGCUUGAGACAUUCAAGGUGCCACUAGGAGUAAACAGAAGCUACACCUGGAGAAGAGCACCCACCAGCGGUAUCCCGAAUGCUGUUAGUGGCCUCAAUGGUUCAUUCUCAUGUGGGCAGGUGGUUUCAGCACGACCAUUCUCAAGUAGCGCAGACCUGCCACCACAUCAGGAAAUUGGGAUGCCAUCGCUCUCCCCUACAAUGACUGAGGGAAACAUUGCCAAGUGGCUUAAGAAGGAAGGAGACAAGGUCUCCCCUGGUGAGGUUCUCUGUGAGGUGGAAACUGAUAAAGCCACUGUGGAGAUGGAGUGCAUGGAAGAGGGCUAUCUCGCUAAGAUUAUUCAUGGAGAUGGCGCCAAGGAGAUUAAAGUGGGCGAGAUCAUCGCUAUAACUGUGGAAGAAGAGGGUGACAUUGAGAAGUUUAAGGAUUAUAAGCCUUCGUCUUCAGCUGAACCUGUAGCUCCUGCUGAAUCAAAGGCUCAACCUGAGCCUUCAAAGCCAAAGGUGGAGGAGAAAGAGCCUACCAAGGCUCCUGAGCCCAAGGCCCCCAAAACAGAAGAAGCUCCUCAAUCUGGAGAUCGAAUAUUCGCCAGCCCUCUUGCUCGAAAGCUGGCAGAAGAUAACAAUGUCCCACUGUCAAGUGUGAAAGGUACUGGUCCUGAUGGGCGUAUUUUGAAGGCAGACAUUGAAGAUUACUUGGGCAAGGGUGGCAAGAGUGAGGCUCUUGCAGCUCCAGGAUUAAGUUACGUAGAUAUUCCAAAUGCACAGAUAAGAAAGGUUACCGCAAACCGCCUUCUAGCAUCGAAACAAACCAUUCCACAUUACUACUUGACAGUUGACACACGUGUCGAUAAACUUAUCAAGUUACGAGGGGAACUGAACCCUCUGCAGGAAGUCUCUGGUGGAAAGAAAAUAUCUAUCAACGAUCUUGUUAUAAAGGCUGCAGCUUUGGCUCUUCGAAAGGUCCCCCAGUGUAACAGCUCAUGGAUGAAUGAUUUUAUUCGUCAAUACCACAAUGUGAACAUCAAUGUCGCUGUUCAGACUGAGCAUGGAUUGUUUGUUCCAGUAAUUAGGGAUGCAGACAAGAAGGGACUUGGUACAAUUGCUGAGGAGGUGAAGCAGUUGGCUCAAAGAGCAAAGGAGAACAGCUUAAAACCAGCAGAUUAUGAGGGUGGCACAUUCACCGUAUCAAACUUGGGAGGUCCUUUCGGAAUUAAACAAUUCUGUGCCAUCAUAAAUCCUCCUCAGUCAGCAAUAUUGGCCAUUGGUUCUGCUGAGAAGAGGGUGAUACCAGGUGGCGCUGAUGCUCAGUAUGAGUUCGGUUCAUUCAUGUCAGCUACGCUGAGCUGUGACCACAGGGUUAUUGAUGGUGCAAUUGGUGCGGAAUUUCUGAAAGCGUUCAAAGGGUAUAUUGAGAACCCGACGUCAAUGUUGCUGUGAAGUUAGUAUGACCAAGACAACUCUUGUCAAAGUUGCUGAAUAACUCGAGCGGUGCUGUCUCUAUUUUGUAUAAGAAUCUGAUCACCGUUUGGAGGACCUAAAAAGCAAGAGCAUGGAGCUAAUGCAGCAGGACCUGAUUCGUGGAUUAAAAGCCUUUUUUUCGUUUUGCUUUACCGUUUUGGUUCUAACCAGUGUUACACUGGAAAGUAGGAUCAACUUACAAAGCCUCAUUGAGCCAAUUUUUUGGUUUUGUCCUCGGCCUUUAUGACAUGAGAAUGUCACUCCCCGGAGAAUUUUGCAGUAUAGGGUUUGCAUUUUCUAAGCACACAUAAUUGGUCGGAAUAAAUGAUGUCAAUAUUGGGAGAAA